UAUAAUUUAUGUUGAAUGGAACAGAUUUUGGGGCUUGAUAUAUGCAAGGAUACCAUUGUUGGAAACGAAAUGCAGAGAGGGAUUUCUGGUGGCCAAAAGAAACGAGUAACGACAGGUGAGAUGAUUGUGGGGCCUACAAAAACACUAUUCAUGGACGAAAUAUCAACCGGUCUAGAUAGCUCCACCACAUUUCAAAUAGUGAAGUGCUUGCAGCAAAUCGUGCACAUCACUGAAGCUACGAUCUUCAUGUCGCUACUCCAACCUGCUCCUGAGGCGUUCGAUCUCUUCGAUGAUAUUAUCCUUUUAUCGGAGGGUCAAAUUGUCUACCAGGGACCGCGUGAGAACAUAGUAGAGUUCUUUGAGAGCUGCGGAUUUCGAUGCCCCGAGCGAAAGGGAACUGCUGAUUUCUUGCAAGAGGUUACCUCUAGAAAAGACCAAGAGCAAUAUUGGGCAGAUAGAAGCAAGCCAUACAGAUACAUAUCAGUGACUGAAUUCUCAAACCGAUUUAAACGCUUCCAUGUAGGCAUGAGGCUUGAAAACGAGCUCUCAAUCCCUUUUGAUAAGUCACAAGGCCACAGAGCAGCUCUAGUAUUCACAAGAUAUUCAGUAUCCAAAAUGGAACUUCUAAAGGCCUGUUGGGACAAGGAAUGGCUACUCAUAAAGAGGAACUCUUUUGUCUACAUUUUUAAGACCGUCCAAAUAAUUAUAGGGGCGUUGAUAACCUCGACUGUGUUUUUGAAGACCCAAAUGCACACCAGAAAUGAAGAUGAUGGAGCAGUAUAUCUUGGUGCACUAUUAUUUACCAUGAUCGUUAACACGUUCAAUGGUUUUGCUGAGCUCUCGAUGACCAUUGCAAGACUACCUGUAUUUUACAAGCAUAGAGACCUUCUUUUCCACCCUGCUUGGACUUUCACUCUCCCAACUGUCCUGCUCACUAUUCCUAUAUCCAUUGUUGAAUCCACAGUUUGGAUGGUCAUAACAUAUUACACCAUUGGUUUUGCACCUGAAGCUAGCAGGUUUUUCAAGCAACUAUUGUUGAUAUUUCUGAUCCAACAAAUGGCUGCUGGGAUCUUCAGGCUUAUUGCUGGAGUCUGCAGGACCAUGAUCAUAGCAAACACUGGUGGGGCUCUCACUUUGCUCAUGGUUUUCAUGCUUGGAGGUUUCAUACUACCUAAAGGCGAAAUUCCAAAGUGGUGGCAGUGGGGUUACUGGGUUUCACCUAUGACCUAUGGUUUCAAUGCUAUUGCUGUAAAUGAAAUGUUUUCUCCCAGGUGGAUGAACAAACGGGCUUCAGAUACUGUUACCAGAUUGGGUGUGGCAGUGCUUCAAAACUUUGAAGUUUUCCCUGACAAAAACUGGUUUUGGAUUGGCUCUGCAGCUCUUCUGGGGUUUGCAAUUCUCUUCAACAUCCUCUACACUAUAGCUCUCAUGUACCUCAGUCCUCCUGGAAAAGCACAAGCUAUUAUAUCUGAAGAAUUGGCCGAAGAGAUGGAGGGAGACCAAGAAGAAUCAUGGGAAGAACCAAGACUUAGAAGGCCCAAGUCAAAGCAAGAUUCAUUCUCUCAGUCAUUAUCAUCUGCUGAUGCAAAUAAUUCAAGAGAAAUGGCAAUCCGGCGUAUGAGCAGUCAAUCCAAUGCCAGUGGACUAAGUAGGAAUGCUGAUUCUUCCCUAGAAGUAGCCAGUGGGGUUGCGCCCAAUAGAGGAAUGGUUCUUCCUUUCACUCCUCUGGCAAUGUCCUUUGAUGAUGUUAAUUACUAUGUGGACAUGCCUCCCGAAAUGAAAGAAGAAGGAGUGACUGAGGACAGGCUGCAGCUACUUCGUGAAGUAACCGGUGCUUUUAGGCCUGGGGUCUUGACUGCUCUAAUGGGGAUCAGCGGGGCUGGAAAGACAACUUUGAUGGAUGUCUUAGCAGGAAGAAAGACUGGUGGUUACAUUGAAGGCGAUAUUAGAAUUUCCGGGUUCCCUAAGAAACAAGAAACCUUUGCAAGAAUUUCUGGUUAUUGUGAACAAACUGAUAUCCACUCACCCCAAGUCACUGUCAAAGAGUCGCUAAUUUACUCAGCUUUCCUUAGGCUCCCUAAAGAAGUCUGCAAACAGGACAAGAUGAUUUUCGUCCAAGAGGUGAUGGAAUUGGUCGAGCUAGACAGUCUCAAGGAUGCUCUAGUCGGGCUUCCUGGAAUUACAGGGUUGUCAACCGAACAAAGAAAGAGGUUAACAAUUGCAGUUGAGCUUGUUGCUAAUCCCUCAAUCAUUUUCAUGGAUGAACCAACAUCAGGUCUUGAUGCAAGGGCAGCUGCAAUUGUUAUGAGGACUGUUAGAAAUACGGUGGACACUGGGAGAACAGUUGUCUGCACUAUUCACCAGCCUAGCAUUGAUAUAUUCGAGGCAUUUGAUGAUCUUCUACUCCUGAAGAGAGGAGGACAAGUUAUCUACUCGGGACCAUUAGGCCGCAAUUCCCACAAGAUCAUUGAAUAUUUUGAGGCUAUUCCUGGAGUGCAAAAAAUAACAGAAAAGUAUAAUCCAGCCACAUGGAUGCUUGAGGUAAGCUCAGUAGGAACUGAGGUCAAGCUUGGAAUGGACUUUGCUCAAUACUACAGAUCAUCUUCCUUGCACCAGAGAAACAAAGCUUUAGUAAAGGAGCUAAGCAAACCACCACCGGGAGCAAAAGAUCUCUAUUUUGCUACUCAGUAUUCACAGUCAUCAUUACAACAAUUCAAAUCAUGUCUGUGGAAGCAGUGGUGGACUUAUUGGAGAACUCCUGAUUAUAACCUUGUUAGAUUCUUUUUCACCUUGGCUUGUGCUCUCAUGCUUGGAACUAUGUUCUGGAAGGUUGGCACUAAAAGGGAAAGCACUUCUGAUCUGACCAUGAUUAUUGGGGCUAUGUAUUCUGCUGUGCUGUUCGUUGGAAUUAACAACUGCUCCACAGUGCAGCCAAUAAUCGCCACUGAAAGAACGGUAUUCUAUCGAGAAAGAGCUGCUGGGAUGUACUCUGCAUUACCUUAUGCACUAGCACAGGUUAUUAUUGAAAUGCCAUAUGUGUUUCUUCAGACCACAUAUUAUACGUUGAUAGUGUAUGCCAUGGUGAGCUUUCAAUGGACAGCAGCAAAAUUCUUCUGGUUCUUCUUUGUCAACUUCUUCUCAUUCCUUUACUUCACAUACUACGGAAUGAUGACUGUUUCCAUUACUCCAAACCACCAAGUAGCAUCCAUAUUCGCUGCAGCUUUCUAUUCACUUUUCAACCUCUUUUCCGGUUUCUUCAUACCAAGACCAAAAAUACCGAAAUGGUGGGUUUGGUAUUACUGGAUAUGCCCAGUAGCAUGGACAGUGUAUGGAUUGAUUGUAUCACAAUAUGGUGAUAUUUUGGACACCAUUAAAGCACCUGGGAUGACACCUGAUCCGACUGUGAAAUGGUAUGUAGAACACCAUUUUGGAUACGAUCCAAACUUCAUGGGACCAGUGGCUGGAGUUCUGGUUGGCUUCACACUCUUCUUUGCUUUCAUGUAUGCUUACUGCAUAAAAACUCUCAACUUCCAAAUCAGGUAGAAUCUUGUCACACGGAGUCGGAUUACAAGAAGUGAAAUAUAUGUAGGUGUAAAGAUAUGUAAGAGUUUGAGUAUAUUUACGUCUGCAAUUCUAUAAGCCUUGAAUUGUUUUUCUAGGAUAGUAAGAGUAUGAACUUAAAAAUGUCAGUGCUUGUUAGAGAUGGUUAUGAUGUUGACUUUAGUGUAUAGUUUGCAUCUGAAAUGUCAAGGUUGUAGCUUGUAUUGUAUUUGUAUUGCCAUCGAUCAAAGGAGAAAAUUUUGUUUAAUAUAUGCAAAUUAAUAUAAUUAUAGCCCAGAUUCCCGUUCU
Molecule: messenger RNA, 3849 nt
Organism: Rosa rugosa (rugosa rose)
Lineage: Eukaryota; Viridiplantae; Streptophyta; Magnoliopsida; Rosales; Rosaceae
Product: ABC transporter G family member 36-like
Exons: 15
Coding region: 16-3543 (1175 amino acids)
Cellular component (GO): membrane
Molecular function (GO): ATP hydrolysis activity; ABC-type transporter activity; ATP binding
Source: RefSeq, a predicted model, not a curated record